AUGAGUGAAGUUGGUGUGAUUGAGUGUAAAUGCCUCAACCGAGCCCCAGUCGUGAGUCCUCGUAAUAUGGGCUUUCAGUGUACUGAUGGCAUCCAUACAGACAAUACUGACCCUAGGGUACUCCGACUGACAGAUCCUCAUUGCCGUCGUGUAGAGUUUUUGCUAUGGAUGUCGGCUGACAGUGAUUCCAAAGCAAAUUUGACGGACGAGCAAUAUUCACCCACGAAUCCGAAGAGUUUGGCACCGAUUGAAAAGCAACAACAGUCUGGAACCGUUCUCGCUCCCAUUCCGUUGCGUCACAUCUCCGGUAUAGAUCCAUUGCCAACAAAGCUUAUUGAAGUGAAGUUCAGUUGCUCAACCGGAGUGCCGACCUCCAUCAGUCGGCGUCUCACAUUUUUGAAUCCGGUUAGAGGAAUCCUGAAGAGUGAUAGAAGCAGAUGGUACUUACCGAAUCACGCUGCAUUCGCUGGUGGUGAGAAGCACCCACAACAACAAAGCCAGGUGUUGGACGCGGGACAUACGGGUCGGAAACUAGCAGAAGCGUAA
Opisthorchis viverrini is the source of this 546-nucleotide messenger RNA. RefSeq lists its product as hypothetical. Lineage: Eukaryota; Metazoa; Platyhelminthes; Trematoda; Opisthorchiida; Opisthorchiidae. The transcript is spliced from 5 exons. The record is from RefSeq and is a predicted model, not a curated record. Bases 1 to 546 code for a protein of 181 amino acids.